Molecule: messenger RNA, 2538 nt
Organism: Paramisgurnus dabryanus
Lineage: Eukaryota; Metazoa; Chordata; Actinopteri; Cypriniformes; Cobitidae
Gene: gspt1l
Product: G1 to S phase transition 1, like
Molecular function (GO): GTP binding; GTPase activity
Source: RefSeq, a predicted model, not a curated record
UUCCGAGUGCUUAGUCAAACCUCCCUUUCUCUCGCCCCUUGCUGAGAGACACCGGCUGUUUGAUUUUAACAAAACUGGGAGAAGGCCCGCGCCACCAACAGAAAGUUUGGACGACGUGAGGGGCGACCUUAACGACGGUUAAGGCCAGACACGAAAGCGAUCACGUUUGUGGCUUUAAAGUGUGUCUGUGAAACAGCUGUGUGGCGAUGGACGCGAGAGACACUGCCCCUGAUUCCUGGGAUCAGGAGGACGAUGGCGAGGCCCAGGUCGACGUGCAACUUUCCAAUGCGUUUAGUGCCCAUCUAAACGUGGACGCCAAGCCGUUUGUCCCCAACGUACACGCCGCAGAAUUCAUUCCAUCCUUCCUGCAGAAGGACUCGGCGGAAACGGAGGAGUCAGUGGGACCCAAUACAGAUGCCAACAUGAAAGUGUCAGAGAAUGAAGCUCCACCAAUGGAAAAUGGUGAUGCAGAGAUGACAGCUGAUGAGACAUGGGAACAAAAAGGGAGUGAGCCCAGCGAGGCUGAGGCUGAGCCGGGAGGCAGCCCCGGAGGGGACGGGGGUCCGGCUGAGGAAGACUCCCCGCAAGAGGAAGAAAUGGAGGAGGAAGAAGUAGUGCCAAUACCUAAAGUAGUCCCAACACAGCCAAAUGCCCCCAAGAAGGAACAUGUUAAUGUGGUCUUUAUUGGCCAUGUCGAUGCUGGAAAGUCAACUAUUGGAGGACAAAUCAUGUAUUUAACAGGAAUGGUGGACAAACGAACUCUGGAGAAGUAUGAGAAAGAAGCCAAGGAGAAGAACAGGGAAACUUGGUACCUCUCCUGGGCCUUGGACACAAAUCAGGAGGAGAGAGACAAGGGGAAGACGGUGGAGGUUGGACGUGCAUACUUCGAGACGGAGAAAAAGCACUUUACCAUUCUAGAUGCACCAGGUCACAAAAGCUUCGUCCCCAACAUGAUAGGCGGAGCUUCUCAGGCUGAUUUGGCAGUGCUGGUGAUCUCUGCAAGGAAAGGAGAGUUUGAGACGGGCUUUGAGAAAGGCGGUCAGACGCGAGAGCAUGCCAUGUUGGCCAAAACCGCUGGUGUGAAGCAUUUGAUUGUACUUAUAAACAAAAUGGAUGACCCAACAGUGAACUGGAGUCUGGAGAGGUACGAAGAAUGUAAAGAGAAACUUGUUCCAUUUUUGAAGAAAGUUGGCUUCAAUCCCAGAAAAGAUGUCCAUUUCAUGCCAUGUUCAGGACUCACUGGAGCCAAUCUAAAGGAGCCGGCAGAAUUCUGCCCAUGGUAUACAGGGUUACCAUUCAUUCCACAUCUGGACAGUUUACCAAACUUUAACAGAUCAAGCGAUGGGCCCGUCAGGUUACCUAUAGUAGAUAAAUAUAAGGACAUGGGCACUGUGGUCCUGGGAAAGCUUGAAUCAGGAUCAAUCUGUAAAGCUCAGCAACUUGUGAUGAUGCCCAACAGGCACACUGUGGAGGUGCUGAGUCUGCUUUCCGAUGACGUUGAAACGGAUGACGCUGCACCUGGUGAGAACCUGAAAUUGCGGCUUAAGGGUAUUGAAGAGGAGGAGAUCCUGCCAGGCUUUAUUCUCUGCAAUGCUGAGAAUCUCUGCCACACUGGGCGUACCUUUGAUGCCCAGAUAGUCAUCAUUGAACACAAGUCAAUCAUCUGCCCGGGUUACAACGCUGUUCUUCAUAUUCACACCUGCAUUGAAGAAGUUCAAAUCACGGCCUUAAUCUGUCUGGUGGACAAAAAGACAGGGGAAAAGAGCAAAACGCGACCCCGCUUUGUUAAACAGGACCAAGUGUGCAUUGCUCGUCUGAGAACAGCUGGGACCAUCUGCCUUGAAACCUUCAAAGAUUUCCCUCAGAUGGGACGCUUCACCUUACGAGAUGAGGGGAAAACCAUUGCCAUUGGGAAAGUGUUGAAACUUGUUGCUGAGAAGGACUGAAAACAGUGUUGAUCUGAAAUGACUGACAGAGGUGGAGGUAGAUGCUGCUUCGGUUGCGGCACACUUCAUAGCCCUCCUGUCCUUUCUCUCCCCUCUGCCUCCUAAAGACCAGCUUAAAAAACUUCUCUUAAAAGAAAUCUGUUUUUAAGCAAAUGAAAAUGAAAUCAAGUCCACAUGUGUCAGCUUUCUCAUAUUGAGAGCUCAGCGAUGCCAUUGUUUUAGGUUCUUCCCCCGUGACCUCUUCCCUGUCAGCCUGCACAUGAUUAAUGGCAAGAGAUUUAGCUCUUUUUCCAAACUUUUUUUAUUUUUAUAAUUUUUCUUUUGGCUUCCAUCAGAGAAAUAUAAUGGCAGCAGAUACAGUAAACGUAUGUGGACCAAGAUUUGCUUGUUAACAUAAAAUGAUCUAUGAACAGUAAAGAAUGAUUAACCAAUUGAAACCAAAAUGUCAAUAUCUUGGUUGUACAUGUCUCCCAUUGCUUAUUCCCAUUUUGGUUUCUCUGUUCAUAUAACGUUCUUGCCGAGUGCACGAGCGUGUUCAUUAUUAAAGCAUCUUCUAUGACAAUAAAAUAUAAAAUUGGGGAAAAAAUGAGAA